Molecule: messenger RNA, 1536 nt
Organism: Alligator sinensis (Chinese alligator)
Lineage: Eukaryota; Metazoa; Chordata; Crocodylia; Alligatoridae
Gene: ZNHIT6
Product: zinc finger HIT-type containing 6
Exons: 10
Coding region: 25-1461 (478 amino acids)
Biological process (GO): snoRNA localization; box C/D snoRNP assembly; maturation of LSU-rRNA from tricistronic rRNA transcript (SSU-rRNA, 5.8S rRNA, LSU-rRNA)
Cellular component (GO): pre-snoRNP complex; nucleus
Source: RefSeq, a predicted model, not a curated record
CCCUUGGCGGCAUCAGCGGGUCCCAUGGAGGCAGAGGCAUCUCCCUUGGUGGCAUCAGUGGGACCGGUGGAGGCAGAGGCAUCUCCAGAGACGUGUCCUUCUCUUUUGGCAGCAGUGGAGGCAGCGGCAGGACCCCUGGAGGAGGCAGGAGUGGCAGCAGCAGCUCCUCUGGCGCUGGGGGCACUGGCGGCAUCAGCGGGUCGCAUGGAGGCGGAGGGUGGGGCAGAGGCAUCUUCAUCCCUGUUGGCAGUAGUGGAGGCAGCAGCAGCUCCCCUGGCGGCAGAGGCAGGAGCAACAGCAGUGGUCCCCAUGGAGGUGGAGGGAGAGGCAGCAUCAGCGGUUCCCAUGGAGGUGGAGGCAUCUGCCUUGGCGGUAUCAACAGUUCCCUUGGAAGUGGAGAUAGAGGCAGGGGCAGACGCAUCUGCAGAGGCAUCUCCUUCUGUGUUGGUAGCAGAGGAGGCAGGAGUGGCAGCAGCAGCUCCCCUGGCGUCGGAGGCAGGAGCAAUAGCAGUGGUUCCCAUGGAGGUAGAGGCAAAGGUGGCUUCUCUGCCAGCGGCAGUGGAGGCAGCAGCGAGCCGCAGUGGGCUGGGUGCAGAGGGUGGCCCAGGCAGCACUGUACAGCCAGCACACAGCCGUGGGAAGCUGUCCCUACAGAGAUGCGAAAGCUGUGGGGGAGAGGAAGCAAAGUACAGGUGUCCCCGUUGCUUGAAGUACUCUUGCAGUUUGCCCUGUGUAAAGAAACACAAAGUUGCACUGAAUUGUAAUGGAGUAAGGGAGAAGACGGCAUUUGUCUCCAUAAAUGAAUUUAGUGAUUUGAACCUUUUAAGUGAUUAUCGUUUCCUGGAAGAUGUAGGACGGCUGGCUGACAGUGCUGCUCGAGAUGUGUCUUUGCAUAGACGUACAGCUAACAAAAGUAUAAAUGUAUUGAAAAGACGAGCUCGGAAGUACAACAUCCACUUGAAAACGUUACCUAUUGGAUUUUCAAAAAGGAGAGAAAAUACAACCUUCUUCAAUAUUAGGGAACAGAAAUUUUACUGGCACCUGAAACUUGUGUUUCCCCACUGUCAUGCUGAAUACACAAUACGAAGGGUGCCAGAUGAUAAAAUGCUAGGUGAAAUCCUUAAGCAUUAUGUUGAUCCAGUAGAGUCUGAUCCUGUAAUUCGUCAAAGAUUAAAAAUUUACACAAUGUCUCCUGAGUCAGAUGUGCAGAUUUUAAUGAAAGUAGAAAACAGGCAACAUAACUCUGUCAGGUACAAUCAGCUGGAUACCAGUAAAAGCCUUCUAGACAAUUUGAAAGACAAAGUAAUAAUUGAGUACCCAACGUUACUCGUGGUUUUGAAAAAAUUCAGGAAUGGCAUGGUGGUUCUUGGCCAAGAUGCCAGUGACUCCAGUGAAGGCUCGGACAGUGAUAGUUCAUCCCUCUCCUCUCUGGAAGAGGGGGAAAUACGGGAUUGUUCCUGAAAGAUGUAUUUUGACAAAAGGGGUGGGGUCAGUCGACCUAUUAUCUGUAUUCUUAUAUCAUUAAAUCCAUUUUUU